GUGCGGUGCAUUUGCUCAUGACGCAUGGGGACCAUGGAUGUAGGUCACGUGUGUGCACAUCGUAGUAUGAGUAUGUGGUGUGGUGUGUGUUUAGAAGUAUGACCGGUCGUGGGGGACCAGCGAGAUGACGCUGCCCUCCUUGAUCGAGUAGUCGAACAACGUCCACUGCACACAAGCCAACACACACGCACAGAGGGAGAGGGGGGAGAGAGAAGGAAUGACCGACAAACUCACUCAGCGUGGUGUCCGAGUGUGCAUAACAUACCUGGAGGUUGAGCGGCAUGCCGUGGAAGAGGAGGCGUAUCUCCCCCCCGCGGGUGCCCCGCUUGGCGUUCACCAUGUGCUGCAACUCCUUGAUAGUCAUCUCCUCGUGCACCCUAGUCAUAUAUAUACCAAACACACACACACAGCACUGUGUGGCGCGUGUACGUCUGUGGUGUGGUUGGUGUCUGGCCAGGUACUUGAAUGGUCCGAGGGGUGGUCCCUUGGAAGGUUUGACGCUCACGGUGAACUCCUGCCCCUCAACGCUUCCAGCACUAGCACCGCCCUUAGCCUUGCCCUUGGCUGCACAAUGACGGGCGGUGCGCGCACAGACAGAAGGAAAAGCGGGGGGGUGAAGGAAUCCAUGUGAUUGAUGGGCAUGUGUGUGUAUGUGUGAGAUGAGAUGGUCAACCCACCUACCUUUGGGUUUGGCGGCAGCAGCCUUGGCCUUAGCCUUGCCCUUGGGCUUGGCAGCAGCAGCACCUGCAACCACACACACAACAACACACAACAAGGGCGAGCAGAACACGCUCAUGUGCGCGUGGAUGUGUCCAUUGUGUGUUCGUGUGUGUCGGUGGGUUGGGCAGUGCAGUGUACCGGUAGGUUUCUUAGCGAUGGGUUUCUUGACGGCCGCACCACUCUUGGCUUUGGCCUUGGCCUGCACCGCACGAGCCUUCGCCUUCGCCUUGGCCUUGGGGACCGCAGCAGCAGCAGCCGCAGCCUCGCCAGCCUACACACACACAGCGCACACAAAAUUUGCAGAUGAACACACACGGUCAGGAUGCCCUCCACGCUUUUCUGUAGCGUACCUCGCCCUUGGGCGGAGCAGACGGCGUCGGUAGGUAACGAGCAGGCACCGCACGAGCACGCUUGCCUGCACCAGAGGGAAAACACACCAACACACCAACACAUAUAACACAUAAGAGAGAGGCUGAAUGAGGCAUCCUGUCCCAUCCCAUCCAUCCAUUGCCAGAAUGCACUUGCACCACCAUCCUCCGAUGCAUCCAUCCCCGCCCUCCCCGCCCUGCCCGCCUCCCAUCUGCCCCUCCAACUCACCUGGGGUACGAUGGGCAGCGAGGUUGGCCUUGCCCUUGCUGACGCGACGCACCUUGGCCUUGGCUUUGGCCUUGCCGGCAGCAGCAACCUUGGCCUUGGCCUUGGCAGCCGGGCCCUUCUUAGGCGCGGCCUCCUUCUUCUUGACUAUGUCCUUCUUGACCACCUUCUCGGCACUCUUGCCCGCCGCUCGCUUGGGCCUGGCGGCCACCGCUGCGCUCUGCUUCUUGGGCGCCAUGACAAACCGACAACAAAGCGAUGGAUGCUAAGCUAACGACACGCACAAACUGCCUUCAACCCGGGGAAACGAUGCGAGAUUGCG
Molecule: messenger RNA, 1636 nt
Organism: Vitrella brassicaformis
Lineage: Eukaryota; Vitrellaceae
Source: the annotation of a GenBank genome assembly